UACUGUAGUCCGAAACGUCUGCGGGGCACCAGGUUGGCGGAGCGCAGAAGCGCAGAUGCUCCUGCGCUUCUUGGGCGCGCAGAGAGUUACGCUCCCUCGGUCCUAAUCCUCUCCCUGGCUCGGCCUCUCCGCCUGAGCUACGGAGCGCCACUGAGCCCGGAGGACCGGGCACUGCUGCCUUUUCUUGCUCUUGCCGCCGCCAUGGAGAACCCGGUGGAGAGCCUGCACAAAGAAGCCACUUGCUCCAUCUGCCUGGAGUACUUCCGCGACCCGGUCUCCAUCCCUUGCGGCCACAGCUUCUGCAGGUCGUGCAUCGCCCAGUGCUGGAAGGAGCGCAGCAGCGACUUCUCGUGCCCUCAGUGCCGGGUGGUGUCCCUGCAGAGGAAUUUCAGGCCCAACCGCGAGCUGGGCAACGUGGUGGAGAUCGCCAAGAGGCUGGGAUCCCGCGCCGAGCAGGAGGAGCCGGGCGGCGGCGGCGGCGGGAGGCAGCUGUGCCCGAAGCACCGCGAGGCGCUGAAGCUCUUCUGCAGCGAGGAGGAAGAGCUCAUCUGCUGCAUCUGCCGGGAGUCCCGAGCGCACAGGAGCCACGCUGUGUUCCCCGUGGAGGAAGCGGCCCACGAUUAUAAGAAAGAAAUCCAGAGCCGUCUGCAGAGCUUAAAGGAAGAGAAAGAGAAGCUCCUGGGGUUAAAACUGGCUGGAGAAAAUAGACACCAGGAAUAUCUGAAGCAGACAGAAGCCGAGAGGCAGAAAUUGAUGUCUGAAUUUGAGCUGGUGCAUCACUUUCUGGAGGAGCAAGAAAAACUCCUGCUGCUUCAGCUGAAUGAGCUGGAGAAGGAGAUUAUGAAGCAUCAGAAAGAACAUGGGGGAAAGUUUUCUGAUGAGAUUGUCUCUCUCAGUGCCCUGAUAGAUGAGAUAGAAGAGAAGUGUACACAGCCAGACAGCGAAUUCUUGCAGGAUAUCAGAAGCACCUUGGGCAGGUUUGACAAGGAGCCCUUUCAGCCACCUGAAGAGAUGCCAUCCAAGGUGGGAAAAAGACUCGGUGAAUUAUCUGAGAAAAACAGUGUGCUCACAGAUAUCCUGAAUAAAUUCAAAGACACUCUGCCAUCAGAACUGGGGACAGAAUGGGUCAACAUAACCCUUGACACAGACACAGCAAACCCCCAAAUCAUAAUCUCCGAGGAUCGAAAAAGUGCGAGAUGGGACGUCACCAGGACAGAUGUGCCCCAUAACCCUAAGCGAUUUAAGUCCUCUUGCUGCGUGCUGGGCUGCGAAGGAUUCACUUCCGGGAGACAUUACUGGGAAGUCAACGUGGAGGAUGGGGGCAUUUGGGCUGUGGGGGUAGCCCGGGCCUCUGUGAGGAGGAAGAUAGAGCUCAAGCUGACCCCGGAGGAAGGGAUCUGGGCCUUGCAAGGGGAUUUUGGUCAAUACCAGGCUCUCACUACCCCUGUGACACCUCUGUCCCCCCUCUGCACCCCUAGGAGAAUCCGAGUAUUUCUGGACUAUGAAAGGGAACAGGUGGAAUUUCUUAACGCUGACACAAAGGACUCUGUCUUCAUAUUCCUAUCGGCUUCAUUCUCUGGUGAGAGAGUUUUCCCCUUUUUUAAGGUGCUGCUUGCCCAGCUGACACUCGAUGGCUGAUGGGUCCCUCACUCAAGAUCACUUAAGGCAGAAUAGUUCCUUCUUAAUGCCGCUAUUCAAGUCCACUACAUUGUACUUGAAAUUAGGAGGGGUAAAAGCUGGAGUAGACCUGCCCUUCCAAUGCAUGCUGAUGAACGGUUAUGAUUAAUCCACACGAUUGGUUGCCAAGCACAGCACCCCCAUCACUUGGUGGUGCUCCUUACUCCAGAUUCACGGAGAUCGCAAGGGUGCAAUUUUUUUGCAUGCGGCAUUAUACAUGGAUGGUGCCAAAGUAAUGUUCAGGCUAGAGUGGGUUCAAAACACUGGGCUUCCAUAAAAUAGGAGGUCGCCGUUUGUGUGUGUGGAUGCAGAGAGGGUCUUUGUCCAAUCACUCAACGCAGCGCCAGUUCUUAUCACAAAAGUCACUGUUGUAGCAAGAACUUGAGUUUGCCAAUGAACUAUAUAGCCCUUCUCUGAAACUACCUUCACCAAAGACACAUUAAGUGGAGAAUAGUUGGCUGCUUGGUUUUCCUAUGUUGCUGCAUUAAAGAUGUGUUGUUGUUGUUGUUGUUCAUGACAAUGUUGAUGUUUCAAUGUAUUUAAUUGUGUAAACCGCCUCCUAUGCCCAUAGACAGACGAGCGGGAUAAAAAUAAUAAAGUCAAAUGAAGUAGUAAUGAAGAACAGAAUACUUUCGAUUCCGACUGGCUGAAGCCCCGCUCUGCCCCACACUUUCUUCUGCAAAGCAUGCCUUUACUUUGCCCCCCAGGAACAGAUUUUGAAUGGUUUGUGUCAUUGUGUAAAAUGAGAAUAAAUACUGGUCUCUCGUCCAUUAUUGUUGUGAGGUAAAUAAACGAGGACACCAAUAAAAUACCACAUGCAGCUAAUGA
Messenger RNA from Podarcis muralis (Common wall lizard), 2505 nucleotides. Its product is annotated as E3 ubiquitin-protein ligase TRIM7-like. The record is from RefSeq and is a predicted model, not a curated record. Lineage: Eukaryota; Metazoa; Chordata; Lepidosauria; Squamata; Lacertidae. Gene Ontology annotation, molecular function: protein binding; zinc ion binding.